UCUCAGUGAUCCUCAUCGAGGCUUACCUCUGUCCGCAGGCAGUGUGGGCGCCUAGAUAUGAAGUCUGGUUGUUCUCAACGCGCGGUCCCUGGCAGAAUCACCCCCGAUUCACCAACUUCGCUUCAGUCCAGAAGCACCGAUCCAGUUCUGCUCAGGUUCGCAGCAGGGUGUCGCAAGUCACGAGAGGAAUAGAAGCCAGGCGACAGGGUGUACAUAAGCGCCGAUUGUGCAGAAGCGCCGAGUCCUGUUCCUUGCGUUGUUCCCCUUCCUUUAUCCCCUCGCGCGAUAUAACUUCAGUUAUCCUUUGGCUUUCCGGGUCGCCAUCCAGGACUUUGUUUACAAUCAGCGCUUUACCGCCACUCGGGACUUCGCCGCCACACAGGACUUGUCGUCACCCGGAACUUUGCUGCUACCCAAGACUCCGCCGGCAUCAUGAACUUCAAGCGUGGAUUCCUCAACUCGAGCAGAGGCCAGCGGACGAUUGCGCGUCGCGGUGUCGAGCCGGAACCAGUGCGCGUAGCCAGCGCAGCGCCUAAGCCUGAGCCAGCCGUCGCAGUGCCCAACGCGGAGGCUGCGACGCCCGCGGUGAUCAAUACGAAGACCCCAGUGCCGGAUGCGACAUCCCCACCGGCAGUACCUACCUUUGGUAGCGCGCCAACGGGCACAGGUGCCAAACCGAUCAGUAUCCCGCCCGAGGUCGCGAAGAAGCUGUCGAUGAUCGCCCCUUUGGAGAGCUGGAAUGUCCAAGAAUACUCGUCUGCCGAUGUCGCCAAGAUGAAUGGCGAAGGCGCCCACACAGGCGCAAAGAAAGCGGCUGGGCCUGAGAAGAUGACCAUCGCCAAUGCCAAGAACUCAGAUGCUCCGGCCAUACCUGCGGAGACGCGCGCUUGGUUCAAGGACGGGGGGAAGGUUCCCCUCCCCAAGCUUGACUUCGUCUAUACGACGCUCCCUGCGCGCUCGGACAACCCUUCGAAGGCUGAGAUGCGCGACGGUUGGUGCGAAGCGCUGGUCGACUCGGACACGGAGCGCUCCACCCUCAAAUUCUUCGCCGAACACCCGCCACCCAAACUCCCCCGCAACAAAACCCCCGCGUAUCGCAUCGCCCCGAUCGGGGGCAAAGGCCUCGGGAUGAUCGCUACGCGCGACCUGCAGACUGGCGAUCUCAUCGUCGCCGAGCGUCCUCUGGUCAUGGCCCCCGUGAUCAAUUCGGCGAGCGCGGAGGACUACCCUGACGGGGUGCCGGUCGACAUCACGCAGAGGGAGCUCGUCCAGGCGCAGUUCAAAGCGGGGGAGCGGCAGAUCGAGCGUCUGGUGGCGAAGAUGUCCCCCGAGCGGCGCGCUGCAUAUGAAGCGCUGACGAACUGCCAUGAGGGCGACGGUUGCGGUCCGCUCAUGGGACGUUUCCGGACGAAUGGGAUUGGGAUCGAGGGGAAGUACAAGUUCAUGGGCAAGGAAGACGAGGCGGGCAUCUUCUCCGUCGUGCUGGAGGACAUUUCGCGCGCGAAUCACAGCUGCCGCCCGAACGCAAGAAACUUCUUCGACACCAAGUGGUUCGCUAUGGUUUUGCGCCCCGUGCGCCCCAUCAAAGCGGGCGAGGAGAUCUGCAUCUCAUACUUCGCUGGAGGCUGUCCACCAUACGAGGAGCGCAAGGCCGAGCUCGCGCCCUACGGUUUCGAGUGCAAGUGCGAGGCGUGCUUGGACCCCGCCGCAUCCGACGCGCGGCGCUUGGAGAUCGCGACGCCUCUGGAGAGCCAGCUGCAGCGCGGUGAUAUAUCUGGCGCGCUCAAGGCGACGCUUGGCCGCAUCGCCCUCAUUCGCAGGGAGGGGCUAGAGGAGCUGCAGCAGUACAAGAGUCUCUACGUCCAGCUGGAGAUGACCUUCCGUUUGAUGGGCGACCUCGCUCGGGCUGCCGAAGUCAAGAAGGAAAGCGACCGGCUUUCGUGGGCUCACUUCAACGAGCCUGGGUUUAGCUUGUUCUUUUAAAGAUAUAUAGGGGAUUGUAUCACUGAUAAUGUAAACAUCUAGAGAGCUCCUUCCGUCCUCUGAAAUGUAGUUUGGGAACGUUAGCAAGCGUGAGA
Schizophyllum commune H4-8 is the source of this 2078-nucleotide messenger RNA. RefSeq names its product SET domain-containing protein. Gene Ontology annotation, molecular function: protein binding. The transcript has 4 exons. The record is from RefSeq and is a predicted model, not a curated record. Lineage: Eukaryota; Fungi; Basidiomycota; Agaricomycetes; Agaricales; Schizophyllaceae. Bases 433 to 1983 code for a protein of 516 amino acids.